This is a messenger RNA of Leucoraja erinaceus (little skate), 7456 nucleotides long. It is a transcript of the gene marveld1, whose product is annotated as MARVEL domain containing 1. The record is from RefSeq and is a predicted model, not a curated record. The transcript has a single exon. Gene Ontology annotation, biological process: myelination. Lineage: Eukaryota; Metazoa; Chordata; Chondrichthyes; Rajiformes; Rajidae. Gene Ontology annotation, molecular function: structural constituent of myelin sheath. The coding region runs from base 522 to 995 and encodes 157 amino acids. Gene Ontology annotation, cellular component: membrane.
UUCAGACUAAUAAAUAUGCAGAAUAUCUAAAGUCUAGAUCAGAACAGCACGAGACGUCAGAAAAAUAAAACAUGUUUAAAAAGUUAAACGAAAGAAAAGCAACAGAAAAGUAAGGAGUUUUCAGAAAAGUUGACAGACCGAAAAAAAACGUUUUAAUAGCGGCUUUGAAAGGAAGUGACUAGUCGAAAGGAAGUUCAGAAAAAAAAAAGUAAUUUAGAUAAUUGAGUUUAGAAAAACAACAUGUUAGGGGAUUCAUGUUUGCAAAUUAAAUGAGUCGCUAAAGGAAAUAGAUUUCAAAAAAAGUACUCGAUAGUUAGGAAUAGUACACAGGUUUCGUGACUUUUUAACAAGUUUGAGGAAUUUGGAGAGGGGCUGAGAGGGGAGGGGAUCGGAUCAGCCACAGCCACAGGAAGCGGAAUCACGACGGUCUCCUCUCCUCUAAAGAUCUCCUCUGUCUCCGAGCCCGCUGCUACUCUCCCGUGGAGUUUGUGUGCAAGUCCACCCCGGGCCAGCGCACCACCAUGCCACCGUCCCUCCGCACCGAGUUCCUGAGGAGUGCGCUGGGGGCGCUGAGGAUCUUGCAGCUGAUGUUGGGCACCGUGGUCUGGGUCACCAUCGCGGUCAGCAAGUACGAGGGAGCCCUGCACUAUGUGGUCUUCGUGGCCGUCUUCUUCUGGCUCUCCACCCUGGCCCUCUUCUUUCUCACCUUGCUGGGCAAGAGCGACUUGGUCCCGGUGCUGGGCGGCGAGAGGUGGACCCUGACCAACGCCGUCCACGACGGGCUGGCCACUCUCCUCUACCUGGUGGCCUGCUAUCUCAUUGGCAGCAAGACCAGGGAGAAGAGCUUCUGCGACCUGCCCGCCUACAGCUACCACUGUCCUUACAAGGUCUACUUGACUGCCACUGUCUUCGUUUGCCUCUGCACACUGCUCUACCUGAUCUCAGCUGUCUAUUGCUGCUGCAAAAAAUGCCGUGGUGAUCAGGCUGUCAUCUAGCUCUUGGCUCCUGAAAGAGAGAAAGAAAGAGAGAGAGAGAGACCUUGACCUUUGGAUUCCAUGCUGACCCACCUCACCUCCAACGCCACCACACAAACCGAGAGUUGCAUAGAAGGGUCCCAAAUGGUCAAACGAAGAAUCCCAACCUUGUACUUUUCACAAUGGCACCAAAACUUGUGCACCCUUGCAUGCGGUCUCAGUGGACUAUGUAUUUGCUCUUUGUACUCCUCUGGGAUCGUGCUUAUUAGGCAUGGCAAUGCUUUACUGAACUUUAUGCACAACAAAAAGAAUCUCACUGUACAUCUGUACACGUGAUCAUUAAGAACAAUUGGACCCAAAACAUCGCCCAACCAUUUCCCUUCCGCGGAUGCUGCCUGGCCCGCUGAGGUCUUCCUCCAGCGUCUUCGCUCAAGAUUCCAGCAUCUUGCGUCUCUUGCUUUUGACCAGGGUACCAUUCGCACGGAUGCGUAGGGCGUAGAAACAGGCCCUUCGGCCCCACCACAUUCCACCAGCUCCUUUGUGCUUUGCUCAAGAUUGCAACCACCUGCGUGCAGUUUUCUCCUCACACCCCCACUGGCCACAUGGCCAUCUUCUCUUCUCCCAAAGCGGAGAAAAUUCCAGCGAAAUAAAGAUGUGAGCCCAACCGAAAGGAAACACGGAAACUGCAAUUGAAGACCUAAAAACGUCACCCAUCCACGUUCUCCAGCCAAGCUGCCUGACCUGCUGUGUUCCUCCAGCACUUGUGGCCUUUAAUGUAAAUCAACGUCUGUAGUUCCUUGUUUCUGCAUUUUGUUUUCAGCAGCUGAAGAUGAGAAGACUCGUGUGGAUUAUUUGCUGAAAGACCUGCAACAACUGGAGUUGAGUGUGGUGUGUGCGUGUGUUUAAUUCUGUUUAUUAUUAUCAUGUGUACCGAGGUACAGUGAAAAGCUUUUUUUGUUACGUGCUAUCCAGGCAGAUUAUUAUAUACAUGAUUACAAUCAGGCUGUCCACAAUGUACAGAUUGUGUGUGUGUGUGUAUGUGUGAGAGAGGGAGAGGUUUGUGUGUGGAUAGAUUAUACCUUAUACAUCCCCCCCCCCCCCCCCCCCCCCCCUCAUUUAAUUCCCAUUGAGGCUUGGAGUUAAAUCUUUCCUGCAUAAUGUUUGGUAAAGCUUUAAUUCAUCCUUCCUAGCUUCCCCUUUCCAGAACAUUCCACAGAGAUCUUGGGAGCUGAAUUAAUUUUCUUUUGAUGAGAUGAAUUGGACCACUGUAUCGUAGAGGGAGAGAGAGAGAGAGGCAGAUGCACACAAAGACUUUUAUACAACUUCACUGGCAAGCAAAGCACUUCCAAAGAUUUAGAGGGUGGUGGGGGCCGGUUCUCUGGAAGCUUUCAAGAGAGAGAGCUAGAUAGGGCUCUUGAAGAUAGCGGAGUCAGGGGAUAUGGGGAGAAGGCAGGAACGGGGUACUGAUUGUGGAAGAUCAGUCAUGAUCACAUUGAAUGGCGGUGCUGGCUCGAAGGGUCAUAUAGCCAACUCCUGCACUAUUGUCUAUUGUCUAUUUUCAAACCGGUACUUGUAGAGUGAUACAGCACGGAAACAGGCACUUCAGCCCCACUCAUCCAUGCUGACCGAGAUGCUCCUACUACACUAGUCCCAAUUGCCCACAUUUGGCCCAUAUCCCUUCAAACCUUUUCUAUCCAUGUACCUGUCCAUGUGUCUAUUAAAUGUUGACUUCUCUCUUCCAGCUUUCUCUUACCCCUCCCCCCCCCGCUUUCCCCCCCAUUGCAAUCAGUCUGAAGAAGGGUCCCGACCUGAGACAUCACCUAUCCAUGUUCUCCAGAGAUGCUGCCUGACCCGCUGUUUUACUUCUGCAGUUCCUUGUUUCUGCAUCUUUUAAAUGCUAUUGUAGUCCCUCCCUCAACUACCUCCUCUGGCAGCUUGUUCCAUAUAUCCACCACCCUUAGUGUAGAAAAGUUUCUCCUCAUGGUCCUAUUUCUCCUCAUCUUUCCCCUCACAGCUUGAACCUCUGUCCUCUGGUUUUUGAUUCCCCUACUCUUGGUAAAAGACUGUGUUUAUUUGAGUGCUAAUGUUUAAUAUGCCUGUGUUUCUUGGAGAUUAGAACACCUCACACUACCCUUCAAACCCUACCAAAGGAAAGUGUAAUUAUUCAUGUGUUAGAGUCAACAGCGUGGCAAUAGUACCAUCAGUCAAACGUUGCGAUAGUUCCUGCCUCAACCACCUCUUCCGGCAGCUCACUCCACACACACCACCCUUCGUGUAAAAUAAAAAUUACUCCUCUGGUUCGUAUUAAAUCUUUCCCCCUUUACCUUAAACCCAUGCCCUCUGGUUCUCGAUUCCCCUACUCUGGGCAAAAGACUGCGUUUACCCGAUCUAUUCCUCUCAUGAUUUUGUACACUAUAAGAUCACCCCUCAUCCUAAUGUGCUCCAAGGAAUAGAGUCCUAGCCUGCCCAACCUCUCCCUAUAGUUCAUGCCCUGGCAACAUCCUCGUAAUUCUUCUUUGACACUCAGACACAAAGUCUGAAAAAGGUUUCGAACUGAAACGUCGCCUGUUCCUUUUCUCUAGAGAUGCUGCCUGACUAGCUGAGUUGCUCCAGCACUUUGUGUCUAUCUUCAGUUUAAACCAGCAUCUGCAGUUCCUUCCUACACAUUUUCUCUGCACCCUUUCCAGUUUGACACCAUCUUUCCUAUAAAAUGGUGCCCAAAACAGAACAUAAUGCUCUAAAUGUGGCCUCAACACGUCUUGUAUAACUGCAUCAUAACCUCUCAACUUCUAUACUCAAUGGGUAUAGAAAAAAGUUACCCCUGAGGUACCUAAUAAAUCUUCCCCCCCCCCCCCCCCCCCCCCCCCCCCCCCCCCCCCCUCAUCUUAAACCUAUAUCCUAUGUUUUUUGAUUCACCUACUGUGGGCAAGAAUAAGUUACCUGUGUGUUUAAUUCUAUUGAAGACGUAGAUCUGGCAGGUCCUUGCAAGUCUGAACCUGCCAUGUCUGGUUGUCUGGUGGGUAACGGUGUUAGACUGGGCUUGUGCAAUCAGUUUUGCAGGGUGAAAUUUUACAAAUUACCGCUCCUUAGAUUUAACUUAAAUUAUACCCCUGCCUACCUAAUUAAAGUGGCGCCGGGAUUUAGGAGUAUCAGACAGCAAGGCAUGCGGAGUAAUAUUUCAGUGCUGGGCAGAGUUCCAAUGAUGGGGCAAUUGGAUUUUGGGAUAGGUCAUUAUACAGCAUGGAAACAGGCCCCUCGGCCCAACUUGCCCACACCGACCAACAUGUCCCAUCUACAUCUGCCUUUGGCACAUAUUCUUAUUUACAUGUCAUAUCCAUGCACCUGUCCAAAUGUUUCUUAAACGUUGCGAUCGUACCUGCCUCAACUACCUCCUCCGUCAGCUCGUUCAAUACACCCACCACUCUUUGUGUAUUAAAAUGUUACUCCCAAUGUUGGGGGUGUCCAGAACCAGGGGCCAUAGUUUAAGAAUAAGUGGUAACCCAUUUAGAACGGAGAUGAGGAAAAACUUUUUCACACAGAGUUGUGAGUGUGUGGAGUUCUCUGCCUCAAAGGGCGGCGGAGGCUCGUUCUCUGGAUGCUUUCAAGAGAGAGUUAGAUAGAGCUCUUAUGGAUAGCAGAGUUAAGGGAUAUGGAGAGAAGGCAGGAAUGGGGUACUGAAUGUGGAUGAUCAGCCAUGAUCACAUUGAAUGGCGGUCGGUGCUGGCUCGAAGGGCCGAAUGGCCUACUCCUGCACCUAUUGUCUAUUGUCCUCACGAUCCUAUAAACUUCUCCCCCCCCCACGCUUUAAACCAAUGUCCUCUGGUUCUCAAUGGUUCAUAAGAGCUGCCGUUUUCAGGUGCUAUCUUGUACCCUUCAAGUGCAGAGUUGCUAAAGGCAUGAGAGUCUUCACUUGAAGGCCCGUUGUCUUGUCAACGGCACUGGGUCGGAGUUGCAGGGGUUGGCCUGGCCAGGCGAUGUUGUCCAUGUCCUCCAUUGCUCCGUGUCAAGUGGUCGGCAAGGCCAGUAUUUAUUGUCCAUCCCCAAUUGGUCUUGAACAGCAACCGUCUUGAAACACUGGGUGGCGCUGUGACGCAGCGGUAGAGUCGCUGCCUUACAGCGCCAGAGACCAUGGUUCAAUCCCGACAUCGGGUGCUGUCUAUACGGAGUUUGCACGUUCCAUCCUACACACUAGGGGCAAUUCACAGAAGCCAAUUAACCUACAAACCUGCACGUCUUUGGAGUGUGGGAAGAAACUGGAGCAUCCGGAGAAAACACAUGCGAUCACAGGGAAAACAUACAAACUCCGUACUGACAGCACCCACAGUCAGGAUCGAACCUGGGUUUCUGGCGCUUGUAAGACAGCAGCUCUACCCGCUGCAUCUUGUCGCCACAGCUGGAAUCUAAUGAAGGGGUUUGGGGUGAGUGUGGUUCAUUUGGCAUAAAAUGUGGGUUGGACUGUAAUGGCAAGGAUUGUCAGUUUAUAUUUAGAUGACCGAUACCCAGGAGUGGGUUCACAGUUGGAAUUUUAACAGGCCUGUUCUACUGGCAGAUGUAUGUAAGUGUGCUGCACAUUGGAAUGUAUUAAAAAUGCAUCAAUUUUACGGAUAAAGUGCGAUUCCAAUGAACAUGAACUAAUGCUCGUAAAAUGUCAAACUCGUAGAAUGUUACUUUAAUGAUGGAGCCUCCUCGAUCCAGCUGUUGUUAUAGCUGCUUUGUAUCCCAGCAACCUAAUAUUACGCAGACAAAGGGUCACGUCCAAGUAAUUGGUGGAAGUCUCUCUCUCUCUCUCUCUCUCUCUCUCUCUCUCUCUCUCUCUCUCUCUCAUAUGUCCCAUCCACUGCCUCCGUACCCUGCACCCACCCGUCCUACCCCCCAGGUAGACACAAGGUUCUGGAGUAACACAGCGGGUCAGGCAGCAUCUUUUGAGAGAAGGAAUAUGUGACUUUUUGGGUCGAGAUGCUUCUUCAGAGUCAGUGGGGAGGGAAACUCUUCUCGACCUGAAAAAUUACCUAUUUCUUUUCUCCAGAGAUGCUGCCCGUCCCGCUGAGCUACUACAGCAUUUUGUGUCUAUCUUCAGUGUAAACCGGCAUCUGCAGUUCCUUCCUGCGCAGUUCUACGCUCAUCUUUAGCUCAAGUUUGCGAAGGGAAUAUUCUUCUGACGAUGGGUAUUCCCUCCAUCCAAAGCCACGUGGGCAAAGCACAAGUUAGAACAUAAGACAUCGGAGCAGAAUCAGGCCAUUAGGUCCAUCUAGUCUAAAGUUAUAGACAAAGUCAACUUAUGGAUGUCCAUAAAACAGAACUGGUUCGUAACUCGUGGACAGUCUUUGUGUCUUUGCCCCAUUCUAAAAUGUUUUACAAAUGAUUCAUUGAGUCGUUCAACAAAAAUGGAUGAUUAACGAUUGUAUUUAUUGCCCCUGAGUUUCACUGGGAAACACACUUGCAGUGAUCAUAUCCUGGAGAUUGUACCUGAUUCCAUGGGUAAGCCAACAAUACCCAGGUAACACACCGGGACAAUGGAAACUGGGGCUGAUGUAUUUUUGGGAAAGGUAUCUUCUACUUACUCUAUCACACAAAGUGCUGGAGGUAACUCAGCGGGUCAGGCAGCAUCUCUGGAGAACAUGGAUAGGUGACGGUUCGGGACGGGACCCUUCCUCAGACUGAUUGUGAUGGGGGGGAACGGGCUCUGAAUUUGUUGAUGUGUGGGAUUAGGGGCCGAAGAUGUGUCCUGGCCUGAAACGUUACCUAUCCAUUCCCUUCACAAAUAGUUAGGGGACGUUUCAUAGAAACAUAGAAAAUAGGUGCAGGAGGAGGCCAUUCGGCCCUCGGAGCCAGCACCGCCAUUCAUUGUGAUCAUGGCUGAUCGUCCCCUAUCAAUAACCCGUGCCUGCCUUCUCCCCAUAUCCCUUGACUCCACUAGCCCCGAUAGCUCUAUCUAACUCUCUCUUAAAUCCAUCCAGUGACUUGGCCUCCACUGCCCUCUGUGGCAGGGAAUUCCAUAAAUUCACAACUCUCUGGGUGAAAAUGUUUUUUCUCACCUCAGUCUUAAAUGACCUCCCCUUUAUUCUAAGACAUGUGGCCCCUGGUUCUGUGGCCCCUGGUUUCGGGUCAGGUCCCGUCUUAAGACUUGAAACAUCACCUAUCCAUGUUCUUCACAAAUGCUGCCUGACCCGCGGAGUUACUCCAGCACUAUGUGUCUUUUUUUGUAAACCAGCUUCUGCAAUUCCUUGUCUCUUUUAUUAUAUAGUACGCUUUAUUCUCAAUACACAAUGCCUGUAGAGUAGGUUUUAAAUGUAUCCUUGGGUUAUAUUUACACAUUCCACUGAGCACACCAUGAAUGGUGUUAUAUUUUUUAUUAUUAACGUUGCUGUUUACGCGGGAGAAUGUAUCUGUUUUGUUGGGAUGUAUGUUUGUCUAUCGACAUAAUUUCUUGUGCGUUAGACUCGAUCCAAACUUAUACAGAGUAAAGCGGGAUUUCACACUAA